This is a messenger RNA of Hemiscyllium ocellatum (epaulette shark), 1669 nucleotides long. RefSeq names its product NHP2 ribonucleoprotein homolog (yeast) (gene nhp2). The transcript has 4 exons. NCBI's taxonomy places the organism in Eukaryota, Metazoa, Chordata, Chondrichthyes, Orectolobiformes, Hemiscylliidae. Gene Ontology annotation, cellular component: nucleolus; box H/ACA snoRNP complex. Gene Ontology annotation, biological process: rRNA pseudouridine synthesis; snRNA pseudouridine synthesis. Gene Ontology annotation, molecular function: box H/ACA snoRNA binding. The coding region runs from base 59 to 517 and encodes 152 amino acids. The record is from RefSeq and is a predicted model, not a curated record.
GUCACUUCCCGGAAGUAGGCUGCCGUUGCCAUGCGGUGACGGCGCUGCGGCGGUGAGCAUGAAGUCGCCCAAGGUGAGGAAGGAUAAGGCCGAGAGGCCCGAGUACGAGGAGACGGAGAAAACCUACGAGGAGCUGGUGGCGAAUGUGAACCCCAUCGCGCAGCCGCUGGCCUCCAGGAAACUGAGCAAGAAGCUGUACAAAUGCGUGAAAAAAGCUGCAAAAGUGAAACAGAUUCGUCGAGGCGUGAAAGAAGUUCAGAAAUUCAUCAACAAAGGGGAGAAAGGGAUUGUUCUAUUGGCUGGUGAUACUCUGCCAAUUGAUGUUUACAGCCACUUGCCAAUCUUGUGUGAAGAUAACAACCUUCCGUAUGCUUAUAUACCAUCCAAAAUGGAUUUGGGAGCUUCUGCAGGAUCCAAACGACCAACGUGUGUGAUAUUGAUUAAACCUCAUGAAGACUAUCAGGAGGCAUACAGUGAGUGUUUAGACGAGGUGCAGUCACUAAACCUUCCUGUUUGAAGGAACAAACUCAUCUCCGCAAGGAACAUGUUUUCUCACAACAUAGAACACUGAAUCAGUGAUAUCUGAUUCACUGCUGCCUGUGCCAGUUGCUGGAUGUUGUUUUCAAUGUUUAAGAUUUUCAUGUUUGAAAUAUGUACUGAUAUUAAAGUUUGUCCUGUUGUUAGAAUUUUUCUCACUAAAGUCAUAAACUCCAGAAGUGAAAGAUGCCUUUUAUCUUUUAUUUUCGGAUAUUUAUUCACUCAGCUUCAGAUAAUGUUGAUGAAACUAAACAUUUAGGGCUAAUCUUUUGAAUUGAAUGAAAAUUGGACUUAGGGAAGAUGAUGGCAUCAACAAGGACUGCAAACCAUUUCAGUCAUUGGGUCUUAGUGAGUAGUUUCAGUGAGCUGCUAAUAUUCAACAAGUCUGACAUGCAGGUCAGUAUUUUUAGGGUGAAGGAAACUGGAGCGACAUUCAGUGUGCUUCCACUGUCUGGUAGGGACACCUCUAAGCAAUCAGUGGCAGAUGGAAGAUUCCAUGUCAUUUCUGCUCUGUCCAUCUUUCAGUGGAGCUGAUUUUUUUUUUCUUCGACCUGCCUUUAAGGUGGAAUCAGGCAACUCAACAGUUGGUGUCAUUGGAGUCCACCAAGUGAUUAAGUUGAAUGCUGCUGACAAAAAAAAUUAAACUUUUUUAUCAAGACAAACCCAAGAAUGCCAAGUGCUUGUUAUUUCCAUGACAAUUUGGCGAAUCAAAGUCUACUUGCUAACCAAUCUCCUGGAGUAUAAAUUGUUGUGAUAAUUUGAAAUUUGGUAUUCUUGUGUUUAUUCUGGGGUGUGUGAGAGGAGAAACUUCAGCAAUAUGCCUGUCCUUUCAAAUUAUUAAAGUUGUAUAAUACUAAGCAACUGUUGUUUUGGUGAGAUGACAACCCAUUGAGAUCACUGAUUGCUAUAAAACUAGUGCUAUUUGGAAAAUGUUGUAAUCUUGUGCAUAGAGAAAAUCAUAAAUAUUUCCAAUUCAUCCAUUCCACUUGUCAAGUUAUGAGAAUGCAUUUGGAAAUUUUCCCUUUUACAAGAUGCUCGAAUCUGACUUACAUACCAUAUCUCUGUAGCAUUGCACAUUAUUAACUUUUGUACAAUGUUUGCUAAUAAAAUGAAAUGAUCUAACAUUUUAAAA